Dacryopinax primogenitus is the source of this 1404-nucleotide messenger RNA. RefSeq names its product Gpi1-domain-containing protein. Gene Ontology annotation, cellular component: membrane; endoplasmic reticulum. The transcript has 9 exons. Bases 262 to 1404 code for a protein of 380 amino acids. The record is from RefSeq and is a predicted model, not a curated record. Gene Ontology annotation, biological process: GPI anchor biosynthetic process. NCBI's taxonomy places the organism in Eukaryota, Fungi, Basidiomycota, Dacrymycetes, Dacrymycetales, Dacrymycetaceae.
CCGCUUUCCUCGAGAUAUAAGGACCUUGAAGCCACCGAUUUUACUAGACCAAAGCAUCGACCACCGGCCACUUUGGAGGACGUGAUCACCAAGCUCAACCGUGCUUAUGACGCUGACAAGCAUAUCAAGGAUUCGACAAAGAAGCUGAGCAAAUCAUCAGCGACAGUGAAUGGCUCUGCAACGUCUUCUGCUGAACGAAAGAAUAGCAGCUCGCUCCACUUCGUUCUCGCAUUCCUGCGCUUUCUAUUGGGGAUCUGCAAUAUGCGCUUACCCUCCCUGUUCGUCCACAAGCCACUUCUGAAGGAUAUCUCAGCUACCAUCCAGCAACUUGAUACCCGUCUCGAGCAAGCAACCUUCUUACCAAACCAGUUUGAUGUCGUCCACCGACUACCCCGCACGGACAUGGCUUAUUCUGCGGCUCAAUACAUCAAUUUCUACAACUGCAUCUGGCUUAUCCUGAACGACAUCAUAGUUGGCGUUGCGUUUGGCGCGUUCCUGAACGAGAACUCUCAAUAUUUAGGCCAUCUUUUGUGGUUUUAUACAAAGGUCUAUGCUGUGGAUCUGAUCCGUGACACCUUGUUCUGGCUAGAUGACUGGCCCGUUGGUUUGAAACUCAAUACCGAGCUUAGCCGUUUCAUCUGCCUAUCCUUUAUUGGCCUGACCGGUGCCUUCGAAGUUUGCUUAAAUAUCCUCGGCCCAUAUUUUCCCAUAGUCGUCUACGUCAUUGGUUCUUCUGGCACGAUGGGGCUUACCAUGACCCUAUCUCUUCUGUCGGAUCUGUUGUCGCUCCUGUCUCUGCCGCUGUAUUUCUCCUAUAUGACGGUCACCACCGUCUUCAGCGCUAUGCUGAGCACGUCGUACUCGUUAUUCAACAUUUUCAGAGGAAAGAGGAAGAAUAUUCUCCGAAAUCGUGUGGAUUCUAUGGAAUACGACCUUGACCAAGUCCUCCUUGGGACGAUCCUAUUCACGCUCGUCGCCUUCUUGUUCCCCACCGUCCUAGCGUAUUACGCCUUCUUCGCCGCAGUUCGCAUCGCCAUCAUAUUGAUGCAUGCUAGCCUCGAGACGUCGCUCGCGUUUAUGAACCACUUUCCUCUCUUCGUCCUCAUGUUGCGCGUGAAGGAUCCAGCUCGACUUCCCGGUGGGAUACAAUUCGAAAUCUCCGCUCCUAAGGGUGAUGUACCAUCAGCAUUAAUAUUGAAGAAUACCCCGAUAGCCUUUGGCCAGAUCUUCUUCCAGCAUUUCCUUCUAUGGUCCCGCCUCUCAGCUCACUACCACCCCAUCCGAUUGCUCAAAUGCCUAGUGUCAGGCGUCGUCAUCUCCCCCAUUCCCAGAUAUUCCAUACGAUACAGCAUGAUACCACACCAGGCCUCUCUGCCUGCACGGGACAAGUCAAAAGUAGACUAG